Molecule: messenger RNA, 793 nt
Organism: Acanthopagrus latus (yellowfin seabream)
Lineage: Eukaryota; Metazoa; Chordata; Actinopteri; Spariformes; Sparidae
Product: CUB and sushi domain-containing protein 1
Exons: 4
Coding region: 101-772 (223 amino acids)
Source: RefSeq, a predicted model, not a curated record
GUCUGUUACAAAUAUGAUGACGUAUACAAAGUGUCUGGACUGCAAGACCCAGUUCACAGAUCCAUCUGGAGUUUUUCACAGACACUGAUUGCAUCAGAAGAUGGGCACCGUGACGUUACAUCCACUGCUGCUGCUGUUGUUUGGGUGCUUCCAAGGAGCCAUUUCCCAGUCUGAAUGGCUUGAAGAGGUGGAAGGUAGUGUUGAGACAGAAUGGCUUCCUGAGCCAGAUUUCAUAGAUGACAUCUAUUGGUCCGGGUCAGCACCCCUCUGCAUGGGAGGCUGUCGGGCGCAGCACCAGGAGCUGAGGAGAGAUCGCUGCGGAGAUUCGAGCUGCUGCUGGAUCGGCUACAAGUCCCUGUGCAGAGUGAACUGUGGGAGGCCAGAUGUGGACUAUAAUGGAGCAGUGUAUGGUAACGACUGGUGGGUGGGCUCCGUGGUGAGGUACACCUGUCGCCCCGGCUUCAUGCUGGUGGGAAGCCCGACCAGAACUUGCCAGCAGAAUGGCCUCUGGACACCGAAACCCUUCUGCCUCCGAAUGUGUCAGCGGGGACAGAUUGAAGUCAGUGAGAGGGAACUCAAUGGGACGUGCAACUCCACCUGCGCAUAUAAAAGCUACUUCGGCCCGCCCAAGCAAGGCUGCUCCCGGAUAGACAACUGUAAGACCAAGGACACGGGCUGGAAGCGGUUCUUCUCACAGUGUGUCCCCUGCAUUUGUGACUGCGCUCUAUCAUGUCGUGAGUCGCUUCCCCGCCGCACCAGCAAGAGCAAAUGAAUGAAAAAGGACUUGAACUGG